Lontra canadensis (Northern American river otter) is the source of this 2165-nucleotide messenger RNA. RefSeq names its product aarF domain containing kinase 2 (gene ADCK2). Gene Ontology annotation, cellular component: mitochondrion. The transcript is spliced from 8 exons. Bases 1 to 1881 code for a protein of 626 amino acids. The record is from RefSeq and is a predicted model, not a curated record. NCBI's taxonomy places the organism in Eukaryota, Metazoa, Chordata, Mammalia, Carnivora, Mustelidae.
AUGGUGACCCCCUGGCGCUUCUCCGUCAGGGUCUGCUUGUCGCACCUAAGGGGUUUUGAGCUCAGAAAAGAACUCGGCCUUUUAAGAUCAUCUGGGUGCUCUCGUAAUGCCAGACUCUGUUGGCUUCUGCUCGGUACUUUACCCAAACUUAUCUCAACCUAUGGGGACACUGGUGAGGGGGCCCCUGAGAGCGCAUGCCAGCGAAGAGCCAGCUGGAGUGACCUAGCUGAAAAUGGACCACUGGAGAGAGUCUCCCAAGAGGUGCGGCUCGGAGGCCUCUUUCUGCACCUCCGCAUCUGGCUGCGGGCUGGGGCUCUCUUGAUGAAAUUCUUCCCUCUCCUUCUCUUCUAUCCCCUCACCUACCUGGCUCCCAGCGUCUCCAGCCUCUGGCUCUACCUGCUUCUGAAAGCCACGGAGACUUCAGGCCCAACCUACAUCAAACUGGGCCAAUGGGCCAGCACCCGGCGUGAUCUCUUCUCAGAGGCUUUCUGUGCCCAGUUCUCCAAGCUGCAUGUCCGGGUGACGCCCCACCCUUGGACUCACACAGAACACUUCCUGCGGCAGGCGUUUGGGGAAGACUGGGGGAAGGUCCUCUGCUUUGAGAAGAAGGAACCUGUGGGUUCAGGCUGUGUGGCCCAAGUGUACAAAGCACGUGCCAAUCCUGCCUUCCUGGAGAAUGAUAGUGUCCGGAGACUUGCUAAGGCCUCCCGCCUGCAGCCUUCUUCGGAAGCUGGGGCAGUCGGGAGGCUGGGAGAUCUCUUUGGACCCCCGGAGAAGGGGUGGGGGUUUCAAGGAAGUCUUGCUGACCAGUCCUUUCUAGAAAGGCUGCUCCUCCCUGAAGCUGACCUGGUUGGAUCAAAUGCAGUCGUGUCUCAGUCUUUAGCACGUGCCCACCGACCUGAGCCAGAUCACCUCAUCCCUGUGGCCGUGAAAGUGCUGCACCCCGGCUUGCUGGCGCAAGUACAGAUGGACCUGCUGCUGAUGAAGAUGGGCAGCCGCGUCCUGGCGCUUUUGCCGGGAGUCAAGUGGCUUAGCUUGCCCGAGAUCGUGGAGGAAUUUGAGAAGCUCAUGGUCCAUCAGAUCGACCUGCGUUAUGAAGCUCGGAAUCUAGAACACUUCCAGUGCAACUUCCUGAAUGUGAAUUCUGUCAAAUUCCCCACCCCCCUGCGUCCCUUUGUCACCAGGGAUGUCUUGGUGGAGACUUACGAAGAGAGCGUGCCUGUGUCCAGUUACCAGCAGGCGGGGAUCCCCACUGACUUGAAGAAGAAGAUUGCCCGGCUGGGGAUCAACAUGCUGCUGAAGAUGAUAUUUGUGGACAACUUUGUCCAUGCAGACCUCCACCCGGGGAACAUCCUGGUCCAGGGCGCCGACGGUCCUUCCAAGAGUCGAGAGGCACCGCUGCAGCAGAUGGAUGUCUGCGACACGCUGGUGGUGGCCAUGACCCCUGCCCGCUGCCCGCUGCGCCUGGUGCUGCUGGAUGCCGGCAUCGUGGCGGAGCUGCAGGCCGCGGACCUGAGCAACUUCCGGGCCGUUUUCAUGGCUGUGGUGAUGGGGCAGGGCCAGAGAGUGGCCGAGCUCAUCCUGCAUCACGCCCGGGCCAGCGAGUGCAGGGACGUGGAGGCGUUCAAGGCUGAGAUGGCCACACUGGUGACCCAGGCCAGGAAGAACACCAUCACCCUGGAAAAGCUUCAAGUUUCCAGCCUUCUGUCGAAUGUCUUUAAGUUACUGAUGACUCACAAGGUAAAGCUUGAGAGCAACUUUGCCUCCAUUGUGUUUGCCAUCAUGGUGUUGGAGGGCCUUGGCCGCUCACUGGACCCCAAACUGGACAUCCUGGAGGCAGCAAAGCCCUUCCUUCUGAAAGGACCAGCGUUCCCCCGCUGACCGCAGCAGUGGGCGUGCAGUGGGCCUUCGUCUCAGGACUAAAGGCCACUUCUGACAGCCUCUCCUGUGGCAGCCUGAACAUUUUAAAAUUGGGAUGCAUGGAAGGCAUACCACAUUUUUUACCCUGACUUGGUUUCAGGCAUCUGUUUUAAAAGCUUUGGGUUACUUAGGGGAAGUAAAGGGAGGGAAGACUCCUAGCCAUUCAGUCAUGGAUGCUGGGCCUGGUGUUGGGGAUAAUAAUGUUCUGUGGAGGAGGACAAAUAAACUGAGUUAUUUUGUUUUCU